UAGUGAGUAAACUCCUGGAAAGUCCGUGUGAGGGGAGGUGUUAACCUCGAAUCUGUCGAAUACCUCUGCCCAUGCUUGUCUCAUAACAGUAGUUCGUCAUCGAGCAGGAAGACUACAGAGCUAAACGUGUUGACUUUUCCGUCAGGAGACUCUGCGGGUCGGAGCUUCGAGCUGACUUCCUGCUGACCCACCCUCCGUAUACGGAAAGCUGCAAAAAUAAAGAGACAAUGGCCACGAGAUCCACCAUCCACUUGUGGCUCUUUGCAAUGAGCUCCAUUGCAUCUGCAGGUCCAUUGUUUCGCAGUCCCUGUGAGUUGUUGCCUGUGGUGACGGUUCACCCAGUGCAGGCCAUGAUGACGAAAUUCAGCGCCUUGUCUGGCUGUGCAAGCCGAGGCACCACCAGCCUCCCCCAGGAGGUCCACAUCAUCAACCUGAAAGGACAAGCUACAGAGGGACUUGACCACACCCCACUAGAGGUUGAGCUGCAUCUGAAGCCCAUCCAGUCUUUGCUGCGCCACCAGAAGCCCCUCUCCUUUGUGCUCAACAACCCCCAACCAGUGAUCUGGAAGAUCAAGACGGAGAACCUGGCCCUGGGCAUCAAACACACCUUUCAUAUAUCUGAGGCCUCUGAAGUCCAUUUUCCACCAGGAAACUUCUCCCUUGCCUGCCAGAUUCGCAAAGAGACCCUUCCCCAUGGCAAUGAGCGCCUCCUCAACUGGGCUAUGAAAAUCUACGGGGCAGUGACCUCAUUCUCUGAGCUCCGGAUGACUAAAGACAUAUACAUCAAAGUUGGCGAAGAUCCUGUGUUUCCCGACACCUGCAAAAUUGACUCAAAGUUCUUGUCGCUGAACUACCUGGGCGGCUACACGGAACCACAACCGUCUAAAGGUUGCAUUGUGUCUUCCGCUGACCGAGGCCAAGACCAAGAAGUCCACAUCAUUGAGCUCCAGGCACCAAACUCAAGCAGCGCUUUCCAGGUGGACAUCAUCGUGGAUAUACGGCCUGUGGACGCUGACCGGCCACUUCAUCGCAACGUUGUCCUGGUGCUCAAGUGCUUGAAAUCGGUCAACUGGGUCGUCAUGUCACACAACGUGAUGGGAAAGUUGGACAUCGUGGCCUCUGAUACAGUGAGUGUCAGCACAAACAUGGGGAGGCAGCUGCAAGUGUCCAAAUCCCCAAAGCAGCAGUUGCCUGUGGGUUCUCAGGCUCUUAUCAAGUGGGCAGAGGAUCACAACUACAGACCUGUCACUACAUUCACCCACACAGCAGUGGCCAACCGCUUCGAGGUUUUACUGAAGGAGCCAGAUGUGGUGGACCAUAUAGGGAGUAUGUUUCUCCCGGAAGUGCCCGACCUCAAAGACUUCAUUCCGCAUCCAGGAAUUGGAGGGGCUUCCGGGCGCUCCGGCCUUCCUUUUCCUUUCCCUGUGUCCGAAGGUGCAACUCACCUGUCACUACCCUCCAUCCUGGACGAGCGACCCUGGGUACAUGCUGAACCUGAGGAGCACCAGGGCGUCCUCAAUGUGGGUUUGACUGUGCAGUGUGAGGACACAAAGAUGGUGGUCAGUCUGAGCAAAGAAAGCCUGCAAGCGAAUGGUGUCUUUAAUGCCAACCUCACCCUCCAAGACCCAGAAUGCAAAGCAACAGUCAAUGCAACCCACUACACCCUGGAAACUCCCCUAGGGGGAUGUCAGACCACCGUUUUUCCCAUGCAGGGCAGUGCUAUGGCCUUGCACCUCAACUCUGUUUUGAUCAACCAUGCGGAGCACAGGGAUGGGAGUGGUGGCCCUGGGGAUUUUGAGGAUUUGGAGUCUGGCGAGGUGCAUUUCCCUAGGGACAUCAUGGAGAGGUCAUUUAGGCAACCCAGGGAACAGCAGUCUUCCAUUGGGUUCAAUUGCACCUACAAGCAGAACAAGGAAAGCAAAGGGACUCUUCCCGGGAUCGUGCCAGAACCAAGACCACCAGUCAGUGACAACAACUUCUCAUACACUAUGGAGCUGUACAACACACUGCCAGUCAUUAAUCCGACUCGCCAGGCCUUCUAUACCAUCAAGCAGAAACAGAAAGUUUAUGUUGAGGUGACAAUGACUGCCGCUGAUCACAACCUGGGGUUCAUCAUCACAUCGUGCUUUAUCUCUCCGAACACCAACCCCAUGAUGACGUCUGGCUACAUGCUCAUCGAGACAGUCUGCCCAACAGAUGACUCGAUCAGGUUCCACCCUCUGAAUACAGAUAGCCGGACGGAGAAAAAGACAUUCAGUUUCAACUUCAAAUCAAAGUUCAAUUCGUCCUUCCUCUUCCUGCAUUGUGAGAUGUCGCCGUGCACCAAGAGACCUGAGAUCAACGAAAGGCUACCACAGUGUUUGUCAUCCAGCGAGAACUGUGAUCUGUCUCCGGGCAAUAUCGUGAACAUCAUGUUGAACACCAAGUAUUCCACCAAACCACUUGUUGUAGUAGACAACUCUGGUCGGCCGAAUGUGACAGUUCCUUGGAUCCCUCCUGGUCCCAACACUGAAACCGCAGUGUACUUCCUGGACACGCCGACAGUGGUGGGCAUCGCUUUCGCAGCCUUUUUCAUCGGAGCGUUGCUGACCGGAGCUCUGUGGUUCAUCUACACUCACACAGGAGGAACAGCUGGCACACAGCAGGUCCAGAAAUCUCAGCCUGCCUCAGAGAACAGCAGCGCCGCCCACAGUAUUGGCAGCACGCAGAGCACGCCCUGCUCCAGCAGCAGCGCGGCAUAGCAGCAGCAGGAAACAAAGCCUGAGCUGGCUGGCUGACAUCACAAGUCCCCCUAUAAGACAGAAGAAAACACACAAUUCGGAUUAGUAAAACCCUUUUCCUGCCACUUCAAAUAAGCUGAUAACAAAAGCCAGCCUGGCAGUCAAAGCUGAGGGUCAUAAAAAGACAAGAAACAAUCACAUUUGGUUCCAAUCUCAGCAUUCAGAUUUGCUGACUUAACAUGGUCUUAUUUGGAGGAAGCACAGCCAUUCCAAAAUCAUUGAUAAUUGGAUCAAGAAGAUGGCAAAGGAGACAGACCACUACUCACCUUCUGACCAAAGUGCAGCGUACUCACACAGUGAGACUGCGACUCAGAGAAGAUUGAAUGUAUCCACAAGUGUAAACUCCAAUCAAUGUGAAAGAAAGCUGUGAAGACGGGCUACCAAUCCCUCAUUUUGGCUUCAUAUUAAUCCACUGUACAGUAGAUAACGUUGUAAAAAAGCUAUAGCAAAUGUACAGUCAAGUUUUCACCUCAAAGUCCGAGAAAAAAAGAUUGAUAUAGUUAAACAACACGUCAGACUUAAGAGACAAUCCCAGUGUUGGAGCUGCAUUUAAUGUCAUUGUUAAAAUUGGCAGGAAGCUGCACCAGGCAGCCGGAAGCUUUCCAAUAGCUGUGCGUUUUAAAUAGCACUCAAUUACUUAACUCUUUGGUUAGUGCUUUUUUUCAAAACAAAAGUCAAACUUUUUAUUUAUUAUUUUUCUCGUGCUACUUUUGAGAAGAAAGUAGGCCAAAGCAGCAUUGUUUCCUGUCUGAGGGGCAGUGUGAUGACUUAAACUAUUGAGGAAAAUUAGCAUGGCAUGUAGAAAGAGGUUGCAAUGUUGAGGAAGCUUUCCAGUGACUCCAGUGCACUAUGGUUAUUUUUGGUCCAGUAAAUGGUAUUUUUGCAUUUCAAACUGUACCAUUCAUUUUUCAUCAAUGGCCUAUCAGCUGUGUACUUUAUCAAUCUUCUCAUCUCACUUUGAGCUAAUAUACUGAUCUUUCAAGCGUGUAUAGGUUUGUGUACAGUGUAAAUACUGAUAAAUGUUAUGUGAGGUUUCUGAGCUCUGUCGUCUGGAAAUGACGGAGGUUUGCAUAAAUGAUACAAGUCAUAUUUCAGUGUUGUGACUUGAUGUUGAAUAUUGAAGCAACGUGAGUUAAUAAUAUUCUAUCAAGAAAGUCAAGUUUUAUCUCAAGUUGAUUCAUUUUCGAUUCUGCAUUAAAAAUCCUUUCUUAAAGAUUUUAAAUGUACAGUGUAUAUAUUUUGGAGUUGUUGCUCAAGCUCUUUGUUUGAAUCUGCAUGUUUGUAUUAUGUGAAACCACAGCUCCACACUCCCCCCACCACCUCAGAUCAACAUGAAUGUUUGUAUCAGUGCCUUAAUUCCACUCUGAGUGGGGACAAAAUCAAAGUCUCUGAACAUGUAUGACGGCUACCUUUCUUCUUUUUGUAAAGACUUAAAAAGGUUUUUAUUUUUUCUACAGAGGGAACAGAGUAUGAAAUUUAUAUUUGUGCAUAGAAGCCUAUUUUGGAUUAUAUUUACCGAGAGAUUAUUGUCCGUACUGUGAAUUGUUGACAUGCUCAAGUGUGAAAGGGAUUAUCAGACUGUGUUAAAUAUGAGACGCUAUAAAUCAUCAGAAAGUUAAUGAUAUAUGUAUUAUUGAAUGCUGAAUGUUUAUAUGGAGCCUCCUAAAAGAUACGUGCAUAUAAACAACAAAGGUGAUUAGCAUCACAAUAUUUGGAUUGUAAAUGCACUUAAAAGUAUUUUAAGAAAAACACUUCCCCAGUGGGCACAUGAAGAAAACCUGGCUGUUGAAGCAUGUGUACAUUUUUGGGCAAACAACAACAUGGAGUAAGAGCUCCGCCUUUUUAAUUCUUUUAGAUGAAAAUCGCGAUAACAGGAAAUGCAAGACAAGAGAUUUAUUUCUUUAAAUGCCUUAUAAUAUAACAGUAAUAAUAGUAAACCACUCGUGUGUGUGUGUGCGUGUGUUUGAAGUUGAGUCUCUGAAAGAGUGCAAUGUUUAAAUUGAGUCUUCUGUGUUUCCUAAAUUGUUUUAAAAUGUUUAGUCUCCUUCUCUUGGUUUAAGUGAAACUUCUUACCAUAGUUUAUACCUGCCUGAAUCUACAGUGUGUCAUUACUAGUACAAGAGAUGAUAAAGCAGUUUUCAUGGUCAGUGUUUUCAUUUAUCAACCGUCACAUCCAUCAUCAUUCAGCCAUUGAUUGUAUUUUUCGACGUUUGACUACCUCAUGUUUAUGAAUGUGUUUUUCUUUUUCAUAUAGCCACCAAGGUGUUUUUCAGAGCCGCUUCCUUUUGUAUCGAGAGUCUAGACUCAAUGAUGUAUAUGUUUUUGUUUUUUUUUAAUAUGCUGUAAGUAGGCACGUUUAUAUCCACGCUGCAGCCAAUAAA
Messenger RNA from Synchiropus splendidus (mandarinfish), 5161 nucleotides. It is a transcript of the gene tgfbr3, whose product is annotated as transforming growth factor, beta receptor III. The record is from RefSeq and is a predicted model, not a curated record. The transcript has 17 exons. The coding region runs from base 228 to 2741 and encodes 837 amino acids. NCBI's taxonomy places the organism in Eukaryota, Metazoa, Chordata, Actinopteri, Syngnathiformes, Callionymidae.